UAGUACAAUAUUAAAUUUACCAACUUUUCAAAAACACAAAAAAAAAAUAUUCAUAAAAUAGAGUUUGAGUAAAGUUAAAGAAAAUGGAAUUUUUUUUUUUUUUUUUUUUUUUUUGGGGGUGGUAUAAAAGGGUUCUAAGUCCUAACUCAUGCAAACCAAAAAAAAUAGUGGACAAGAAAGUCUUAAAGGCUGACUGUCUCACUGUCACUUUAAAGACUAAUCUGUGUAUCUAGAAAAUGUUCACACCCUAGUCAAAAUUUCUUCAUAUCAUGCUUAAUAAAAAAACCCUAAACAAUCUUCAAUUCUUAGAUCCUCACUUCUUUAUUCUACUACUUAAUCCUUCAAUUCUAUCAUCUAUUCAUCACACUUUACUUCAAUUAUCAAUAUUUACAUACACCAUUCCAUUCAUAGCCGUCAUCCCAAAGUUAUUCGAUCAAGGUGGAUCGUCCAAGGCAAGGAAAGAGGCCUCUUAUGGCAUCCGACGACAACAAUGAAAAUUACAAUAAAAUUGAAACCAAUAACUACGAUUAUUACCAACACCACCACGGUCAAGGUGGUAGUCAUGGUGUUGAUGAUGGUAGUCUUGUUAACUUCCCGGUGUACUCGGCUCGGUCUCAGCAUGACAUGUCUGCCAUGGUUCAAGCCCUUUCUCAAGUCAUUAGCAAUAAUAAUAGUACCGCCUCUCAAGCUCAUCGAGAUCUUGCUAUUCCUACUCAAAUUUUUCAUGCUAACCAACCACAAAAUAUAAAUUUUCAGCCCCUUGAAGCUAAUCAAGGUGAUGUGAGGAAAAGACACUAUAGAGGAGUUAGACAAAGACCAUGGGGGAAAUGGGCAGCAGAGAUACGCGAUCCAAAGAAAGCAGCACGCGUGUGGCUUGGAACAUUCGACACAGCUGAAGCUGCGGCUCUUGCCUAUGAUGAAGCUGCUCUUAAGUUCAAAGGAAACAAGGCUAAGUUAAACUUCCCUGAAAGAGUUCAAGGCAAGUUAAGUGACUUGGAUUUCUACAUGCCAUCCUCUUCGGCUCUUCAACAACCACCACCACCACAACAACAAAACCACCAAAUGUUUGUUAAUCAAGUAGCUAACUAUCCAUUUCCUAAUCAUCAUCAAGCAUCUAAUCACAACUAUAUGAUGGCUUCGUCGGCUUUUCCUCCUCAUGGGGAUAAUCAAGCAUCAACAUUUGCACAACAUCCAAACUUUCAUUAUACUUCUCAACAAUAUGAGGCAACUCCUAGUUAUAAUGUAUCCGAAUCAUCGGUUUCUUAUGGAGAGGAUCAUAGCUUUGCUUCUCAUCCCUCUUACUCGUCUAUUAAGAUGGAAACCCUCAAUCCUGAAGAUUUACAAGAACAUGAACACAUGUUUUUUUCAAGUUCAUCACUAAAGUGAAUAGUGAUCACCAUUAUGCACGUCUCUUAAGCAAGUAGAGUGCAACUUUAUUUCUUGUUAAAAUGCUUUCUUUUCUUGUAUUAUGCUUGUAUCUUAUAAGUAUAUAGCAAAGUUUGUUUUUCUUGAUUGUCAAAUGGAAGUUGAUCAUAUAUUGGAGAACGAAGUUGAUCCCUCCAUUCGGAA
This is a messenger RNA of Chenopodium quinoa (quinoa), 1569 nucleotides long. Its product is annotated as ethylene-responsive transcription factor ERF114-like. Gene Ontology annotation, molecular function: DNA binding; DNA-binding transcription factor activity. Gene Ontology annotation, biological process: regulation of DNA-templated transcription; ethylene-activated signaling pathway. NCBI's taxonomy places the organism in Eukaryota, Viridiplantae, Streptophyta, Magnoliopsida, Caryophyllales, Amaranthaceae. The transcript has 2 exons. The coding region runs from base 472 to 1386 and encodes 304 amino acids. The record is from RefSeq and is a predicted model, not a curated record.